Molecule: messenger RNA, 4356 nt
Organism: Tyto alba (common barn owl)
Lineage: Eukaryota; Metazoa; Chordata; Aves; Strigiformes; Tytonidae
Gene: ORAI1
Product: ORAI calcium release-activated calcium modulator 1
Exons: 3
Coding region: 3634-4314 (226 amino acids)
Biological process (GO): store-operated calcium entry
Cellular component (GO): membrane
Molecular function (GO): store-operated calcium channel activity
Source: RefSeq, a predicted model, not a curated record
GGGGGGGGCAGUGUCCGGGGGCCCCGGUGCGGUACCGGCGCUGGGCAGCUCCGGCGGCCCCGCCGCGGCCGGUCACGAGUGCGCAGCGGGCGCGGUACGCAGGCGCUGAGCGGCGGCGGGGCAGCGCGGCGCCCCGCGGAGGGAGGGAGAGGGGAGACGGGACACCCACCCCCACCACAAAAGCGCGGCCGGUUCCUGCGUGGGUGCGAGCCGCGACCCCCCGGGAUGUGCCCUGGGAGUUGGGUUGUGUUUAAACGCGGGGUGGGGGGGAGAGCACCGGCUGCCCAGUCUCACGUUUUAAACCCGCGGGCAGUUUUGGAGGAUUGCCGUACAAAAGAGUGGGGGGGAAUGAACGGAGCAAACCCUGGAAAAUAAUCUUGGCGUAUACGGAAUUCGGAUUGAUUGCUGUGAUCGGUUAAGCACCCUGAUUGCCCGGUGCAUGUGUUGCUCCCGCAGCCGGUAGCCGGCACCGCGGCCCCACCGGAGGCAAAGACCGGCUGGGGCAUAAAAGCUUCCAGAUCUGCACCUAUAUUUGUCUUGUGAGAAGGGGUUCCAAUUUCUAUCAUGUAUGUAUUCAGUGCUAAAUAAAGUAAAAUUGCCUUUGUAAUAUUCAUGUACAACAGGUAGUUAAAAAUCACAUGAAAAAGUAAGUAAAAAUCAUAUAAAAGAUGCUGAUAGAAAAAAAUCUCAAGUAUUGGUGAUACUGCAGGUUUGUAAAACUAUCAAAGGGUCUAAUUUCUCGAACACCAACUCACAUCUACUCUGAAUUGAUGCUGAGCAAAUAUUGGGACCAUCUGACUGCAAUAGCAGGGUCAACGUGGAGGUUUUGAACAGCCUCCAGGUUCCAAAGUGUGGCUCCUCUCUGAAGUGACAUCCUUUGCCUCCCCAAGAAAGGGAACAUCAAAGUGUACCUGAACCCAGGGCCGGGGGCUGAUGGCUUUGGCAGUGCUCCUCAGGUUUGGUUUCUGCAGUUUUAUGAGAUGGAUGUUGGGAAGAAACGUGUUUCUACCUCUGGUACAGUACUUGUUCACUGUUGUCUCUCCCGGGCCAGCAAAAAUUGGAAGUGCUCUGAUCUAACCCACACAAAUCUCAGAAAUACAUUUCAAACUGUUGUCUUUCCAUGGCUUUAAUUCUCAGAUCAGUUAAACAGAGACUGAAACUUCUCUUAAAAUAGGGCAUUUUUCUUUACUAUUGCUGUCUGCUUCUACCAACAGAAACAUAUUCAUAUAGCAUCCAGCUGCACUUUGCAUAGCCAAUUGUGUUCUAGGUACUAUAUCAAACGCAUUAACUAUUAUGCAAAAAAUAAAACACAUUAAAAUUCAACUUUGCGGGCCUUGCCUAACAUCUCUUUGGAAAGAUCUGUAUUUUAAUGAACCCUGAGAUGUGAAUAAAGGCAGGGGAGGAUAGAGUUCUAACUUAGGACUUAAAUCAUUGAGCUUCUGCAUCUGCCAAUAACUGUUUGCAGAAUCUUGAAAAACCAUGUAAGCUUUCUCUAACAUCUCCCUAUUUGGAGAGGAUUGGACUUUAUUAUCAUAUAGAAGUGUUGUAUAGGCUAUAUAUUGAAGUGUGGAUUCCAGAUGUCUGUUAUAGCAAGUGCAUUAUUAAUCCAUAAUUCUGAAGAGAUGUAUGCAUAUGUUGACCUUUCAGCCAAGAUUACUCGAUCUUAAAAUUAAAUGCAUGUGUACAUCUGUAGGAUUGAGGCCAGAGUACUUGUACAAAAUAAAUGGAUGUUACUAGAGAAUCAUCAGACAAAAAAAACCAUAAUCCAUCCAUUCUACAAAAGUCCACCAAAAAAGACAAAACACAGACAUAAAAGACAAUCAACUAAUUUUUCUAAGUCUUUUUUUUUUUUUGACAUGAACAAUUUGAGACUCUUAGUGUAUCAAGCAAACCCAAAGACUGUAUAAUCACAUGCAUCUCGAAAUACCACAGCAUAUUAUUGAAGUAUGGAAGUAAAUAUGUUUCAGAAAUACAACAAUUUUAAUCUAUAGAUCUCCAAAAAUAGAAAACAUGUUUUUAACCUUCUUUUAAGACAGAAAUGUUUAUUAAACUACAAUUAAUUUUACCAUUGAAAUAACACUCUAGUCUGUGUAUUAAUAACAAAAAACCUGUCUCAAAAGAACUGGGGAAAAAAGGGGGGGCGGUAGGCUGUGGAUGAUGAGAAUAUCCACAGCUGCAUUAGAUAAGAUAAAAACAUUUAGAUGCAAUAUUAAACCUGCAUGCUCCAGGACACAGGUUAAGCACUGGCAGAUGGGGGUCAGGGCUCGUUUUCCCUCUGAGCAGGUCAUGCCACAGGUUUCCAGCGGUGCUGAGAGCUGGGUUUUGGCAGGGCUGCCGCAAGGCUGGGUUUCUUCACAGUCAAAAAUAGGGGAAAAAAACCUUCAGAUAUCAAUACUGUGAAAAGGGAGCAGUGAUUAUUGAGAAAGGGGCUAGUCUGAACUGUGUUAAAAAAAAAAACAAACCACUUUUUUGCUGGACGUUAAUGUAACUUAAAUUAUUUAACAUCUAAUCAUGACAAUGUGCUGGAUCCUGACACUGUUAGCUUGGAACUAGGAGCUGUCGUUAAUUAAACUUGUACUGCAGGGCUCAUGCUAAAAUAAGAACUAUAGCACUGUGCUUGGGAAGGCUGUAUAAAGAAAUGGGUUCAUUUUGCCCCUACUGAGCUUUCAUACAUGGUUAUUUCCCAUUGGAGAGAAUGGACUGAAAUAAUCUUAAAACAUUUUUAGAAGUAUAUUUUAUCCUGUAAGACUCACCAUUCUAUACAUUACUCUGGGUUAAGAUGGAAGUCUAGAUAUUUAUCCAUUUCAUUAUUUUAUGAAGUUAAAAAUUAUACAAUUUUUCUAGACAUGGCAGAUCAAAAUCUUUGCAGAAAUUCCAUCAACUAAACUUUAAGCUCUACUUUAGAUGAGACUGGCAGAGAUGCUGGCCUUAACCUCCCUGCUGCUUGGGACUGCUGAAAAAACCUUUAUUUGCCUUUUGCAACUUCACCUUCGAGUGUGUUGUUUUUAAUGCCGAUCUACCAUAGUUGCCAUUUUGUGGUAACCUGAUUUGGUUUUGGUACAAUAACAGGAACAAAUGGAAGUGGUGAUUUGCAUGUGAAGCUGGAAAUAUGUUUUAGAAAAACUGCUAUGUGAAGGGUAGCACCUUUGCAUGCUCAGUACCACAUCACAUUAAUCAUAUGGUACUCAGCAAACCUAUUCUUAUUCAGUCCUCCUACAGAAAAUAGAGAAGUAAAUUUUUAGCAGAAAAAAACCUAUGAGUAUCCUUGUGACAGUGUAGAUUUCUCAGGGCUUUCUGGAAAGAAACUUGGACUUCUGCCACCUGCUCCGAUUGUGUUCAUGCAUAAAUGAUCCAGAGAAUGGGUUGACAUUAUCUCUAAUUAGAGGUAAUAACAGCCUGCUACUGAAAGAGCCAGUUCCCUUUCUCUUGCUUGUAUGUCCCUCAUUUCUCCUGCAUUAGGUCUAGUGUUCAUGCAGCCACAGGGUAAGUCAGUUCAGUGACCUGAUCCAGCAGAAAACUCACCCAUUAAGGAAAAAAAACACGGUUGGUUUUUUUUUCAUUAGGUCAAUUCACUGAAGCUCUGUAGCCAUUUGAUCGGCAUAAUGUACAGGAUGGAGAGGAGAAUGGGGUGAGAUGAAGGAAGAGUGCAGGACUACACCCUUUUGGUGGCCUUCUGCAAUUGCACUGAUCAGAGAGCCCUUCCUGGUAAACAGGAAUAGGAGUGAUGGACAGAAGAGUAGAGAAAUGGUCGCUAUGGUAGAAGUUCAGCUGGAUGCAGAACACGACUACCCUCAAGGUCUCCUGAUAGCCUUCAGUGCCUGUACUACUGUCCUUGUUGCAGUUCACCUUUUUGCACUCAUGAUAAGUACCUGCAUUCUUCCAAAUAUAGAGGCGGUUAGCAACGUGCAUAAUCUCAACUCUGUAAAGGAAUCUCCUCAUGAGCGUAUGCAUCGGCACAUUGAGCUUGCGUGGGCAUUUUCUACUGUCAUUGGGACUUUGCUCUUUCUUGCAGAGGUGGUGCUACUGUGUUGGGUGAAGUUUCUUCCUUUAAAGAAGAAAACUGAUAACCCACUCCAGAGCAACAGUUCUACCAUCACAUCAGGACAGGCAGCAGCCAUUGCAUCAACGUCUAUUAUGGUUCCCUUUGGAUUGAUUUUCAUUGUGUUUGCAGUCCACUUCUACAGGUCACUGGUGAGCCAUAAAACAGACAGGCAGUUUCAAGAACUGAAUGAACUUGCUGAAUUUGCACGGCUCCAGGAUCAGCUGGAUCACAGAGGUGAUGCUAUCUCCUCAGCUGUUACUCAUUUUGCAUAAACCCUUACUUAAAGAAAAUAAACCCACUAUUCUGCUUCUGCC